This is a messenger RNA of Eptesicus fuscus (big brown bat), 1278 nucleotides long. RefSeq names its product zinc finger and SCAN domain-containing protein 5B-like. Gene Ontology annotation, molecular function: DNA-binding transcription factor activity; RNA polymerase II cis-regulatory region sequence-specific DNA binding. The transcript has 4 exons. Lineage: Eukaryota; Metazoa; Chordata; Mammalia; Chiroptera; Vespertilionidae. The record is from RefSeq and is a predicted model, not a curated record. Gene Ontology annotation, biological process: regulation of transcription by RNA polymerase II. The coding region runs from base 1 to 1278 and encodes 425 amino acids.
AUGCCUACAUUCCAGAUGUGUUCAGAUGGUCCUGGGAACCCGCAGGGCAUUCUGGGCUGGGGGCUGCCACCGUCCAGACCGCCCCCUGGACGCCUCCCCGAGGGACAGUACCGGGACUCUGAGAUGGGGCACGUGCUCUUCAGAGCCUUCCACCCCCCGGAGGGCUCGGACCCCCUCCAGAGCCUGCACACGAUGGACGCGCUCCUGCACCGGUGGCUGAGGCCGGAUGUGCGCACCAUGAGGCAGAUCCUGGACCAGCUGGUGCUGGAGAAGUUCCUGACCUGCAUGCCCCUGGAGCUGCAGGUGCUGGUCAAGGAGAGGAGGGUGCAGAGCUGCGAUGAGCUGGAGGUCCUGCUGCUGAACAAGGAGAAGCCCAGGAGAUGGACGGUGGUCACCCUCCAUGGGCAGGAGUAUCUUCAGGAGAAUUCCGACGAGGAAGCCGGGGACACAGACCUCGGGGUGGACUUGUCCGUGAAGUCCCCAUCCCCCAUAAGUAAGGCGGGGGCACAUCCUGAGAACAGCCCCGAGGUCCUCGGAGAGCCGGGGAACCAGCCAGGACCCAGUGACGUGGUGUGGGGACAGGGGCAGAGAGUCCUCCUGCCAGAGACGAUGCUGAAGACAAGUGACCCACAGGGUGUGGGGCCCGUGGUGAAGGUGGAGGAGGUGGAGAAGGAUGUGAUGGAGGACGGGGAAGAGGCAGUUCUCACAUCUCCAGAGGCUCCGCUUCCCAGCAGUCCUGAAUCCAGGAGACAGAUCCCGUACGAGUGUCAGGACUGCAGCAAAAGGUUCAGUUAUAAAUCUCAGUUAGACCUUCACCGGAGGACACACACAGGAGAGAGACCCUUCCAGUGCCGUUACUGUCCCAAGAGAUUCAUUCAGGCCUCGGACCUGCACGUCCACCAUCGGAUCCACACGGGCCGGAAGCCGUACUGCUGCACCGUCUGCCAGGAGAGGUUCACCCACGCGUCCACGCUGCGCGGCCACGAGCGGGUCCACACCCAGGAGAGGCCGUUCCAGUGCGACGUCUGCCUCAAGAGCUUCAGCCACCGAGGGAACCUCAACGUCCACAUGCGCACCCACACGGGCCUGAAGCCCUACCGGUGUCCCCAGUGCGACGGGGCCUUCCGCCAGCUGGGGACGUUCCAACGCCACCGAAGGACCUGCCAAGGAGCGCCCCUGGGGCUCCGGGUCCCUGCUGACCCAGGAGGAAAGGAAGGGGUCCCCUCUGGUGCAGAAGUGGUCUAUGAGCCCUUAGACAGUGGGGGUGCUAUGAAUUAG